This is a messenger RNA of Chenopodium quinoa (quinoa), 2925 nucleotides long. Its product is annotated as probable GPI-anchored adhesin-like protein PGA55. The transcript has 7 exons. The coding region runs from base 1 to 2925 and encodes 974 amino acids. Lineage: Eukaryota; Viridiplantae; Streptophyta; Magnoliopsida; Caryophyllales; Amaranthaceae. The record is from RefSeq and is a predicted model, not a curated record.
AUGAAAAGUUUAAAGUUCGUCAUUCAAGGGAUGGGGAUUGACAUCAAUAAUGAUGUAAAAAUUUUAACAAAAGCAUGGUUUCGAUAUUUGAUGAAAACAUGCUAUCAAUGGGCAAAAGAACAUCUUAUUGUUUCCGGUGUUCUAAUAUUCUUCUAUCUUUUGUACAUUUUCUACUCUUCCGUCUUUAACAUUCUAUUCUAUUCCUUUCCAUUGGUAAUUUGCCUUGCGAUUCUUCUUGGAGAAUCGCGGUUUAAUUUGGAAAAACAUCAAAGCAGCCCAAAGAAAGAUCACAAUGUAGCCAACACAACGAGAAGUAUAUGUGAUUUUACAUCGAUUGAUGAUGAUAAAAAUCGUCGUUCAUACCUACAAACGACCCAUAUGAUGAGUAGAAGAACAUUUGGGAGAAUUGACAAAAAAAACUCUAACAAUAAUAAUGAUGAUAAUCUUCCUAAUAUAAUCCAAGAAAAAACACAUAUUAUUUCUACUAGAGUUGCUACUCCUCCUAGUCGUUCUGACUCCACCGAAUCAUCACAAAGUGAAGAAGACACAGCACGCGAUCAAGAAAAGAGCAAACAUGUGGUAGAAUGGACAGAAUACGAUGAGAAAAAUCUUAUGAAUCUUGGUUCAUCUGAGAUAGAGAGGAACAAGAGACUCGAAAGCUUGAUAGCGAAACGAAGGGCACGUAAAAUGUUUAGUAUGCAACCUAGGAGGCACAAUUUUUACUCAUUUGAUCAACAUGAUCACUUAGACCAACAAGUUAUGGGGUCUAUUAUUGUUUCUAAGGGAGACAUUGAAUUCGACUACAACGGUGAUGACUACCAUCAACCAGGGUCAGCACCUUCCGUGUUGCUCCCUACUCGAAAUCCUUUUGAUCUUCCUUACGAUCCACACGAAGAGAAGCCUGUUCUUACAGGAGGUAGUUUUGAUGAGGAGUUCUUUUUUGAUGAACAACAUAGAGAUUUGUUGAAGGAUCACUUUAAUUUUUGUAAUAAUAACCGUGAGAUAAGUAAAAUGGAUGAAUAUAUUAAGGAUGAUCUUAUUCUUCCUAGAUUUUUUACUAAAUCAAAGGUGGUAUCCAACAACAACACAAGACUAACGCGAUUUAAAAGGGAGUCUGAUGCAGAAGAACGACUUAAUGAGAUUAUAGAAGAACUAUCCAUGCAAAAAGAGAAUGGUCAUGCAAAAGAUCAACGUGAUGAAGAGUCACCUCAUGAAGUUCAGCCAAAGAGUAAUGAAAAUCAUGAUGAAGACCAUCAAACUUUUGAAAACCCUUUUGCCAUCUAUAACGAGACUGUAGGCUCAAAUUACUUUAUAAGUAUACCGAAAAGGAACAAUAAAACAAAAUUAGCAGUCACAAACAACGAAGAACAUAUCACAUUUAACAUGGAAACAGAGUCAAUUUCUUCGUGUACAAGAGACAAUCAGACUCAACCCACACAAGACCAUGUCAUAUUAUCAGACUACAAGGGACAAAUCGACGAGGAUGAGGAGAGUUCUACAUCAUCUUCUUCUUCUUCUUCAUCAUUAUCAUCAUCAUCUUCGGUUAAUGAGAGGGCUCGUUUAGAUGCAACAAAGAAUGAGGCAUUUAGAAAUUCAGUAAGAAAGGUUCUAACUUGUUUAGCAGCAUUUCCAAGGAACAAUAAUAACUUGUUACAACAAAGUAACCUACAAGAUAUCCUAGCAUGCAACACUAAUAGUCCUAGCAAUAUUAUACCUAGUAAAAUGCAAGAAAGAUCAUUUUACACCGAACCUCAUCAUCACAAGUCGAAUUUCUCCAUUGCAUCCGAUAUGCAAGUCGAGGUCUCAGAAGGCGGAUCCCCUCCAAUGACAGCCAACGAGGCAAACUCACCAACGGAUCAAGACUCGUAUGAUGGAGACGACAACAAGGACGUUAGUUCAAUAGACGACGAAGACUUAUGGGGUAUAUCACCUCAUCCUACUAAAAGAGGGGAGUUUGGAAUGAAUUUUAAGCUAAAGGAUACCUUAGAAGAAGAAGAAAAGGUUUAUAAUAGACCCUCAAACUUGUGUGACGUCGUUAAUAAUGUCCAUAAUAAUGAAAAUGAUGAUCCUUCUCCUACAAUAUCAAUGUCAAGGGAGGAGGAAGAGGGAGGUAGUGAUCAAGAAGCCAGAAUUGGAGGGGUAGUUUUUUCAUUAUCCACAAGGUCGAUAUUGCCUAAUGAGGGUAAGAAAAAACUUGUUGUAGAUCUACAAAGUACUAAUGGAGAUAUAUUGGAGUCUAGUUCAUCAUCAUCUUCUGAAGGUUUAACAUCUCAAAUGCUGGGUAAAGUAGAUCAUCUUGCUGAAUAUUUGGCUAACCUACCUCCUAGUGAAUGUGGCUCUAAUUUUUUAGAGGAUGUGGAGCGAUCAUCUCAUGUUCGAGAACGAAAAACGGAGGAGACAUUCCAUGAUGAGAUCAAUCAAAUAUUUGAGUUUGAUGAAAAUAAAGAAGAUUCUAAAGAAGGAUCUCAUAGAAGUGUUGAAGAUAGUACUUCUACGACGAGCCAAAUUGAAGUACCGAAAGAGAGAAGCGCAACGUCUAAUGAAUUUCAUGCAAAUGAUCUCAUCAACAAAGAGCAUGUGGAUCAAAAUUCUUCAACUACUGAACAAAAUGACUACUUUAGAAGAAUAGAGGAUGAAGGCGAACCUUUAGAAGAAAACGAGAAUGAAGUGAAUUCAAGGCCGGAGCUAAAGGAAUCGAUAUCUGAUUCUAAUUCCACAACUUGUCAAGAAGAUUUGUUGGAUCAAUUAAGAUUGGAAGACAAUAUGAAAGUCACACCACUACAUCAAGUCCAAGAUCAUGAACAUAAAGAUGAGUCAUCACUUAGUAACCAAAUUAUUCAUGAUGCUGAUGAGUCUACCUCCCAAGAGAAGGCAAACAAAGACCGUUAUGGCAUUGACUCAAAUAGCACAAAAGGUACAAAUUAA